Molecule: messenger RNA, 651 nt
Organism: Penicillium hordei
Lineage: Eukaryota; Fungi; Ascomycota; Eurotiomycetes; Eurotiales; Aspergillaceae
Product: ribosomal eL24 family protein
Exons: 2
Coding region: 36-608 (190 amino acids)
Biological process (GO): ribosomal large subunit biogenesis
Cellular component (GO): nucleolus
Source: RefSeq, a predicted model, not a curated record
CUCAACGAAGACAUAACCAACACCACACCACAAACAUGCGUGUUGAAACUUGUCACUUCUGUUCCCGCCCGGCCUUCCCGAGUAAGGGCAUCACAUUCGUCCGCAACGAUGCCCGACAAUUCCGCUUCUGUCGGUCCAAGUGCCACAAGAACUUCAAGAUGAAGCGUCAGCCCCGCAAGCUUAAGUGGACCAAGACUCACCGCGCCGCCCGCGGAAAGGAGAUGAUCGUGGAUUCGUCGCUUGUCCUGUCCCAGUUCGCCAAGAAGAGAAACGUCCCCGUCAAGUACGACCGCAACCUUAUGGCUGCUACCAUCACUGCCAUGGAGAGAGUGGAGGAGAUCAGAACCCGCCGCGAGCGUGUGUUCACGAAACGCCGCCUGGCCGGCAAACUCGCCCGCGACCGCCAGCGCGAGGCGGACCGCAAGGUCGUCAACGAGGGCGAGCACCUCAUUCGGAAGGAACUCCGCGAGCGCGAGGAGGGUCUCCCCAUGGUUGCCGAGCAGAGCAAGGUUUCCAACAGAGUCCACGGCGAGGAGAGAAUCCGUCAGAAGCAGAAGGCCAAGCUUUUGGUGGAUGGUGGAGUGGAGGAGCAGAUGGAUAUCGACUAAAUUUUUUAUCCUGGGCAUCUAUUUUCUUUUGUUUUAUGCUUUC